AAUGACAGUCCUCAUUGAGCAUGAACUACUAAGGUUUUUCACGGCUGUCACCUACGGUCCCAAGAGCAAGAGAUAUCGCAGGCAUUGACCCUUCCCCUGCGUUUGGUUUUCCCGGCCUCACAAGCCAAGGCGACUCAGCGCAAUCUCUGCCGUCCGCCUUCAUGCUUCCUAGUUUCUCGGCCUCUUGUGCCGCCUUGUAACCCUUCACUUUCUCCCGUGAGGAGAUGCAGUGCACAGCCGACUCUUGACCUCAAAGCUGAAACCUCAAAGCUGGAAAAGGGAUGAGUGGAUUCUAUGAGGUUAAGCUCAAAGUUAGAGAUUGCGAGCUGGAUCAGUAUGUCGUUAUGUAAUUACUUAAUCAUAUUUCAAUCUGAAUUGGAGUGCUCCAAGAUUAGUACCUGGUCUGAAUGUCAAUUUUACUAUGAAUGUGUGAUCAUUUUUGUAUACUCUAUUCCAAUUGAUGUCCUUGAUCUUUAGAUGACCACUAGUAAGUUGAGAGGCUUGAAGUUUCAUCCUUUUUAGUAUAAAUUAAACCAAAGAUGUCAGAUUCUAUCCAAGAAAUGGAAACAAGUCACUAUAAAGUAGUAGAUGUAACUGUUGUCUUAUUGAAGACAAAGACUUCAAAUGAGCUAGUACUUUUUAUAUUGCAGGUUCCUUUUUAUGUCCUAAAUUAUGUGGUGUCGACCCAGUACUUGUGUUGGAUGACCCAAACAGGUCGUGAUGAACUAAUGGAAUGUAUAGGGUUCAACUCCAAUGAAGUUGCACUAAGUGGUGAUGCAGUAGCAGUUUCAGAACUGUCUCUGAAAUUCUUUCAACCCUUAAGAGUAUAAGUCUGAUCUUUAUAUUUCCAAGUCUGAAAUAUCAUGCCAUCACUCAAUCUUCUUUAUCACUUCUUGAUUUCUUCAAUCCUAAAGUCUCUAGGGUAGUAUGUGGGGACCUCUUUGUCUUCAGUAAUUGAAGUCUAACUUCGGUGACUUUUAAAAAGACAGAGAGUCUUUUAUCUUCAUAUCAUGCACAGGAUUGAAUAGUUCAAACCUUAGAUUCAGCAGGGCAUUUUAACAAUACAGUUAAAAGCACUUCCAGAACUUAUUUUCUAAAGAUAUGUAGUAAUUUAUUUUCUAGAUGUUUAGAAGGGCUUUAUGUGAGAGGUUAGAAAGAUAUUCAUGUUAAUAUAAUUUUGAAGAUUGAGUUUGGAAGAGAUUGCUGUAUGCAAACACUUAUAUAAGUUACACUAAUGGAUUGAACUAGUGAAGAUAGAUAAGAGUGGUUCUAAUGUAUCUGUUGCAAUUUCUGAUGGCAUGAUUGGCUUGUAUCCCCGUUGGUAAAGCCCUUGGGCAAUCUUAGUUAUCUGUUUCACAUAGUGCUUCUAUGAAUGCAGAGUGGAGACAAAGUUGUGAAAGUGAGGAUUUCUGGUUCCUCUGGAGCUCAAGUGUACUUGGAUCACCUCAUUUUUAAGCUACCAUAUGAAGAGCUGAUUUUGGAAGCAAAGGCACAUGUGUUUGGCUUGAUAAAAAUCAUCAUCCUGUCCAUUUACCAUCUGAGUUCAGAUAAAAACUUGUGCAAUUUUUUUCGCCAUGAGGAGUCUUACUCAGCAUAAUGAUGCAAGAGAGAUUCUCUUGCUAGAGACAUUGGAAAAGGUAAUUUCUUCUUACCACUCUUGUCCAGCACCCUUUCCCUCUUGAAAAAAUAAGUUAAAAUCCUCCUAAUUGUUACAUUUUCCCUUGCUGAAAAUGAGAAGAGCAAAAAGGAUACCUAUCAGCGUCAAAUAGAAAAAGUAACUUUUUGACCCCAGAUCCUACCACUUUACUUGCUUGAUAUUAUCUGCUACAAAUUUGGAGAAUAAUGCUUCAAUGGUUUGUGUCGAAGACAAUAGCUAAUUCUUUUAACUUUUAAUCCCUAUAUUUCUUCCCGCAAACUGUCAGUUCACAUUACAUUGCAUGAUACCAGUGGAUUUGCCUGUAGAUUUAGCAGAGCAGUGAACCUUAGUAGUCUACAAUACCCCAGAUGUGAAUGCUGAUCUGAAAAUUCCAAUUAAUUUGAUAUUUAUGU
This is a messenger RNA of Rubroshorea leprosula, 2049 nucleotides long. Lineage: Eukaryota; Viridiplantae; Streptophyta; Magnoliopsida; Malvales; Dipterocarpaceae. The record is from the annotation of a GenBank genome assembly.